AAAAAAAGAGAUUCUGUUCAUUUUUAAAGACGUUUGACAAAAAGAAAAGAACACCAAUCAAAACCAUUUGUUAUCCAUAUUUUCUGUUUGUUCAUUUCCUAUUUUAUAAGUCUCUAUCAAAAGUAACAAUUAAUUAAAAGCGCUUUUGGAAUUUUUGGAGUGAGGAUGCAUCUGAAGUUUUCUGAUAUAAAUACAAAGAAGAUGAAGUGAGACUGUGAGAGAGAGAGUUGAAGAAAAAAAUAUUUACUAGAGAAAAAAAGAAGAAUCAUGGUGAUAAAAAGGAUAGAGAUGUGUAUAGAGCUCAUGAAGAUAGGUGUUGAGUUUGUCGUAGUGGUGGCUGAAACCGUCAAGAUUGUUUGGCGGGAACACCUCAACCACCGUACUGCUCUGCCUCCUCCUCCUCUCCUCCGCCAGGGCAUUUCCCCUUCUUACCCUUCUCAAUUCAUCUUUGGAUUUCUCCCUUGAAAAUCUUUUUUUGUUUUUUUUUACUUUUGUUGAAUCAUAUACCUUCGUUCCCUUGCCUUUGUCGUGGUGGAAUCUUCGAUGUAGUUUUUGUUGAUUCUUGUAACUCUUUAAUUUUGUUUCAAUAAGAUUUGCACUUCUCUCGAGUUUCUUUCUUCAUGGUCCCCAUUUAUUCAGAUUAUCUUUUGCAUAAAAUUGAGCAAUACGAGUGUAAUAAUUACGUGCGCAAGUUGGUUGAUGAAGAGCUUAAGAGGAACAACAACAACAAAAAGCCGCUGAAGAAAAAGACGUGCAAC
This is a messenger RNA of Eruca vesicaria subsp. sativa (arugula), 758 nucleotides long. The record is from the annotation of a GenBank genome assembly. NCBI's taxonomy places the organism in Eukaryota, Viridiplantae, Streptophyta, Magnoliopsida, Brassicales, Brassicaceae.